AUGGAUCACAGUGUGAAAGCAAUGCGACCACGUGGCCGCCUGGUGAUCUGGCAACGCCUGCUAGAGCGCCGUCGUUUCGAAAACGACGAGCUGGAAGCACUCUACCGCCGCUACAUGUUUAAACUGCAACACACAUCAGUUGCAUCAGCAGUGGGACUUUUUGCUCUGCUCACCGGUGUGUUGGCCAACCUGUCGUUUGCCUAUGCUCAAACAGUGACUGCACAGAACAUCUACCACCUGUUGCACUGUGUACUGUUCAUACUGCUCCUGGUGUUCCUGAAUACCAGGCUCAUGCAAGAUGCCUACCUCCUAUGGGUGUGCUAUGCGGUGCUGUUUUUCUGUCUGACUUUCUGUGCUGUGGCGCUGCCAAUUGCAGCCGGUAGUGGAGGGGGAACUUUUAUCAACAAUCCGGCCCCAGGUGGACCAAAUGUGCAACAGCGGAGCAGUGUGAGCCUGGUUUCAGAGGUGCGACGUGUGCCAGCUGAAGGAGUGUGGCAUAUUGUGUUUGUGGUGUUUCUGGCAUAUGCCAUGAUGCCACUGAGGACUUGUGUGGCGGCCUGUUUUGGACUGGGUCUGCCAUUGUUACAUCUGUUGACAUCGCUGAGUGUGGAUGCGGUUUAUUUCGGGCAUUUGCUGAGUAGGCAGAUAACUGGCAACGUACUGGUGUUUGUGUGUAUCAACGUGGUGGGACUUCUGUUGCAUUCUCUGUUGGAGCAUGCGCAGAGACGCGCUUUCUUGGAUACACGAAACUGUAUUGCAGCUCGGCUGGAAAUGGAGGACGAGAAUGAGAAGUUGGAACGCCUGCUGCUAUCAGUGCUGCCACAACACGUGGCCAUGGAGAUGAAGGCCGACAUAAUAUCGCCGGUGGAGGGCCAGUUUCACAAGAUCUACAUCCAGCGGCACGAGAAUGUCAGUAUCCUUUUUGCAGACAUUGUCGGCUUCACGGUGCUGGCGUCGCAGUGCAGCGCUCAGGAGUUGGUGCGGCUUUUGAACGAACUAUUCGGCCGCUUCGAUCAGCUGGCUAGUGAUAACCGGUGUCUCCGCAUAAAGAUCCUGGGCGACUGCUACUACUGUGUGUCAGGUCUACCGGAGCCUCGUUCUGAUCAUGCGCACUGCUGUGUUGAAAUGGGCUUGGAUAUGAUCGAUGCCAUAGCUUGUGUGGUGGAGGCAACAGAUGUGCAACUGAACAUGCGGGUCGGCAUCCACUCUGGUCGAGUGUUGUGUGGCGUGUUGGGCCUGCGCAAGUGGCAGUAUGACGUGUGGAGCAAUGACGUCACACUGGCCAACAACAUGGAGGCCGGAGGCGAGCCUGGACGGGUGCACAUAACGCAGGCAACGCUGGUGUUGGGUGGAGAAUACGAGGUGGAGUCGGGGCAUGGCAGCACUCGUAACCAGUACCUGAGGGACAACGCCAUACAGACCUACUUUAUCAUCCCGCCGGCCAGGAGGCGAAAGGUACGUUCGGCCCUCGGCUCUCACGCCUCAGCCCUACAGCAGCAGAGACGUAAGUUGUCGUUCAAGAAUGUGUCCUCGGUUGUCGUCCAACUCCUGCAUAGCAUUAAGUACUCGGUCGAGGUGCCCUUCUCCGACAUCACGUCGGCGUCUCAGCAUCCCACUUCGACACUGCAUCAUCUGCAUAACUCGCAACAUCACCUGGGCGCUGCUAGAAAGGUUCUGGACCUGCCAGGAGGUCGGUGCGGCGGAGGGGGGAGUGUCCGCCAUUUUGGGGGUGGCGGUGCCACGCUCCCCUCCCACCAUCACGAGAAUCGCUCCAACAAAACGAAAGUAACGGACAAAUUUAAACGACCGUUCAAGAAGCGACAUUCCAGCGUCUAUCACCAGCCUUCGAAUCGGGUCAACAAGUACCUGAGUCAGGCGAUUGAGGCGAGGAGUGUGGAUAGAGACAAGUCACAGCAUGUCAACCUGUUAACUCUGUGCUUUAAGGACAGCGACAAGGAGCAUCAGUAUCACAACGAUGUGGACGUGGGUUUUACGUCAUCAUUGGCCUGCAGUCUGGUGUUGUUACUACUGCUGGGUGCGUUGCAAGCGGCCGUCCUGCCUCGUACAAUCAUACUUUUGCUACUUUUCCUCUUCGCCUUCGUUUGGAUAUCGGUGGUGUUAAUGCUGCUGUUAGCCGUUAGACUUCGCUGGAUAGUGUGGGACAUAUCUGAGAGUUAUGUACUGAGGCUGGCCAUCACCACAUUUACUAUCAUCUUAGUGUAUACCGUGGCUCAGGCGAAUGUGUUCACCUGCCGCACAGACACGGUCUGCCCGUCGGGGGGGCCGACGCCCCUUGUGAAUGCCACCCUACUGGAGCAACAGGACCACAGGGCAUGCCCCUUGCCCCAGUACGUGGUGGUGUCGUGUUCACUGGGCUUCCUAGCAGUUGCCCUCUUCCUCAGAUUGCCGAUACUCAUCAAAUGCGGCCUCCUUGUCCUCAUGGCCACAGUCUACAUUCUGCUCAUUCAGCUCUCGCAUCUGCAUCUCUUCCAGUGCUAUGAUCAGCGUGUGCAAGCUGUGGUACCUAGUGCCUUACAAAGUGUUGUCUACUUGGUCAUGUUCCUCAUAGCUGUCAUAAUGCACGGAUUCCAGGUGGAGUGGACUGCGAGGCUCGACUUUCUCUGGCAGAUACAGGCAAACGAAGAGAAGCGAGAAAUGGAUGCGCUGCAGCACAGCAACAAACGAAUUCUGUUCAACUUGUUGCCGGCGCAUGUUGCAACACACUUUUUGGACAACCAGUUUCGCAACAAUAUGAGUGCCACUCUUCCUCAGGAGCUGUACCACCAGUCGUAUUCGCGUGUGGGCGUGGUCUUUGCCUCCAUCACCAACUUCCACGAGUUCUACAUCGAGUUGGAUGGCAACAACCAGGGUGUCGAAUGUCUCCGGCUGCUCAACGAAAUUAUCGCCGAUUUCGAUGAGUUGCUGGGUUCGGAGCGGUUUCGCGCCGUCGACAAGAUCAAGACGGUCGGCUCGACAUACAUGGCCGCUGUUGGCCUGUUCCCCGACCAGCGCAUACACGCAGACGACCACGACACGAGCGCCGCCGCACUGCUGUCCGACCUGGUCGAGUUCGUGUUUGCCAUGCGCGACACGCUCGUCAGCAUCAACGACAACAGCUACAACAAUUUCAUGCUCAGAGUCGGUAUCAAUAUAGGGCCAGUAGUGGCUGGAGUGAUAGGCGCCCGAAAGCCUCAGUACGAUAUUUGGGGAAACACGGUUAAUGUGGCCAGUAGAAUGGACAGUACUGGCCUGCCCAACCACACACAGGUGACAGAGGAGGUGUACCAAGUGCUGAAGAACCAGCCGUAUGAGUUCCAGUGUCGUGGGAAGGUAAAGGUUAAAGGGAAGGGAGAUAUGACCACCUACUUCCUCACCGACCGCAAACAGCCCGGCACUCUGCGCAUUGAGGAGUUGAACAGUCUUAGAGGAGGAGGCGGAGGAGGAGGAGGAGGAGGAGGUGCUACCACUAACAGCAUACUCGGCAACAUGUACGGAGGCGUUGCCACCCCUCUGGCCUUUCUCCACCAGCAGGGCGUCAACAUUGUGCCGCCCCUGGGGGGCCGUAGCAGCAGGGGCAGGGGCGCGCGGGGGGAGGCAGAGCCCCUUCUGGGGGGUGUUCCAGCCCCCACACUGAUGACGUCAUCGUCCACUUCCUAUCUCAGUCAGGCGGCGUCUGCCGGCCGGAUCGGCAACCAGGAAACCAGUGGCACUAGAUACACCCCACCUUGGCCCAGAGGAGGAGGUGGAGGAGGAGUGAUUGAGGGCGGAGUAGAAGGGGCCGGGCUCCGCCCCUCCCACCACCGCAGCAACAGCCAAUCGCAAGCCGUGAAUGGCUCGACCAAUGGCAGUGCAGCUGUUGGCAACCAAUACAAUAGCAGGCGACAGCAGAGAACGGUGCACCAUCAUAGCGAACAUCGAUCCCAGCUACAACAUCAGCAGCAACAACAACAGCUGUUGGAAGCGAAACCGUAUCUGAAACCGCUGCCACGGCCACCUAGAUCGUCGCACGGUCCCCAGGGGCCGGUCGCCAACUGGAGGUCUCACUCGCCCCAUCGCAAUCCCCACCACUUGCAACGUCACUACUCCGACGAGAGUCUGCAAGGCGCCGGUCAAUCGUCAGCCAAUCAGCACUGGCCUCAGCAUCUAGGCCACGCCUCUUCGCCCCACCACCGAGUGCACUCGUCAGCUGAUGAGAUCAGUUCGCUGAACCAUUCGCCGUCGAUCAGCUCGUCGGACGAGUCCUACAGUCGCACCACUGAUGCAUCUCCCUCUCCUUCACCCCCACCUCCGCAUAUUAGGAGUAGGGGCAGAGGGGGAAUACCCCCCACCACCGCCGAGCAUUGGUUGUUUCCCUCCGAUAUACAGGUGAAUCCAUGCUCGUCGCCAGAACUCUCUCCGCUCGCCUCACACGAUCAGCUGGCAGUGGCUCUCUCACUCCAACAACAACGCAACAUCCAGAACAACAACAACAACCCAGUGACCAGUGACGUCACAGCAGCUAUGACGUCAUCGCGCAGCUUUUCGCCUGCCAAAAACGGUGCGGGAAGCAGCGGCAACAACAAUAAUAGCAGCAGUAAAGGCAGCGGUCGCAGUAGUGGAGGCGCGAGGACCCGCGGCGGUGCAGCCAGUCAGGGCGGUUCGUCGGCGGGCAGUCGGCGCUCGUCCGACAACCAUAAGGUGCGGAAAGGUGGCAACAAUGCCGACUCGGAAAGGAAGAGUGGCAACGGUGGAGGUGAUUCUUCCAUAGCCGUGCAGACGGGGGACUCCACCAGCUAUGCCAGCCUCGACCACAUCAACAGGCACCAACAGCCGUGUGGUAGUUGUGGCCUUACGCCGGCCGGUCGCAGUACUAAUGCAAAUCAGCUGUCAGCUGUUUCAACAGCUGUUGGAGUAACAGAAUCAGCUGAUCAGCACAGGUGUUGCACUCUGGCGGCCGAAAGCCAAACCAACACCACUACCAACACAACCACCACCACAACGUCGACUUCGAGCGGACAUCGACGGUCGAAAGUCGAUAGUCGAUCUAGAGUCGAUAGUCGAUCGAAAGUCGAUAGUAGCAGUCAGACAGAGGCGAGCAAGAAGCAGCAGAUUGCAGCUGAGGCAGAGGAGGAGGAAGAGGAUGAUGAAGAGGAAGAGGGAGGUGGAACCGAAUUUGAGCGCCAAAUUCGAAAAAUUUUGGGCAGUUCGAGGGUCAAACAACAGCAGCAGCCACAGACCAGGUUUGUUACGGCGUCUGGUAUGGACACAGUUAGGGCAAAGGCGCUGCUACAGGAGCGCGCUCUCGGUCUGCUGGAGGACGAAAAUGGAACUACUUGUAGGCCGCUGUUGAGCAGGUAAGAGCAGUACAGUGACAU
This is a messenger RNA of Nilaparvata lugens (brown planthopper), 5354 nucleotides long. Its product is annotated as Ca(2+)/calmodulin-responsive adenylate cyclase. NCBI's taxonomy places the organism in Eukaryota, Metazoa, Arthropoda, Insecta, Hemiptera, Delphacidae. Gene Ontology annotation, cellular component: plasma membrane. Gene Ontology annotation, molecular function: adenylate cyclase activity. Gene Ontology annotation, biological process: cAMP biosynthetic process; adenylate cyclase-activating G protein-coupled receptor signaling pathway; intracellular signal transduction. The record is from RefSeq and is a predicted model, not a curated record.